Messenger RNA from Serinus canaria (Common canary), 4047 nucleotides. It is a transcript of the gene RBBP5, whose product is annotated as RB binding protein 5, histone lysine methyltransferase complex subunit. The transcript has 14 exons. Gene Ontology annotation, molecular function: protein binding. NCBI's taxonomy places the organism in Eukaryota, Metazoa, Chordata, Aves, Passeriformes, Fringillidae. The coding region runs from base 91 to 1710 and encodes 539 amino acids. Gene Ontology annotation, cellular component: Set1C/COMPASS complex. The record is from RefSeq and is a predicted model, not a curated record.
UUGGUCAGGCGAACGGCGAGGCGCGGCGCCGGGCAGGCCCCCGCGGGGUCCUUCGGCGACGGGAGCGGAGGGAGCGGGAGCGGCGGCGCGAUGAACCUGGAGCUGCUCGAGUCCUUCGGCCAGAACUACCCCGAGGAGGCUGACGGCACGCUGGACUGUAUCAGCAUGGCUCUGACGUGCACCUUUAACCGCUGGGGCACGCUGCUGGCCGUGGGCUGCAACGACGGCCGCAUCGUCAUCUGGGACUUCCUGACGCGCGGCAUCGCCAAGAUCAUCAGCGCCCACAUCCACCCCGUCUGCUCCCUCUGCUGGAGCCGGGACGGGCACAAGCUGGUCAGCGCCUCCACCGACAACAUCGUGUCGCAGUGGGACGUGCUGUCCGGGGACUGUGACCAGAGGUUCCGCUUCCCCUCGCCCAUCCUCAAGGUCCAGUACCACCCCCGGGACCAGAACAGGGUGCUGGUGUGUCCCAUGAAGUCGGCCCCGGUGAUGCUGACCCUGUCUGACUCCAAGCACGUGGUGCUGCCCGUGGACGACGACUCCGACCUCAACGUGGUGGCCUCGUUCGACCGCCGGGGGGAAUACAUCUACACUGGCAAUGCCAAGGGCAAGAUCUUGGUCUUAAAAACAGACACUCAGGAUCUUGUUGCUUCCUUCAGAGUGACCACAGGGACCAGCAACACCACGGCCAUUAAAUCCAUCGAGUUCGCCCGCAAAGGGAGCUGCUUCCUGAUCAACACGGCCGACCGGAUCAUCCGCGUGUACGACGGGCGGGAGAUCCUGACCUGCGGCCGCGACGGCGAGCCCGAGCCCAUGCAGAAACUGCAGGACCUGGUCAACAGGACCCCCUGGAAGAAGUGCUGCUUCUCGGGGGACGGCGAGUACAUCGUGGCGGGCUCGGCGCGGCAGCACGCGCUCUACAUCUGGGAGAAGAGCAUCGGCAACCUGGUGAAGAUCCUGCACGGCACCCGCGGCGAGCUGCUCCUGGACGUGGCAUGGCACCCGGUGCGGCCGAUCAUCGCCUCCAUCUCCAGCGGGGUGGUUUCCAUCUGGGCUCAGAACCAAGUGGAAAACUGGAGUGCAUUUGCCCCUGAUUUCAAGGAGUUGGAUGAAAAUGUGGAAUAUGAGGAGAGGGAAUCAGAAUUUGACAUUGAGGAUGAGGAUAAGAGCGAGCCAGAGCAGACAGGUGCAGAUGCUGCCGAGGAUGAGGAGGUGGACGUGACCAGCGUGGAUCCCAUCGCCGCCUUCUGCAGCAGUGACGAGGAGCUGGAGGACGCGCGGGCGCUGCUGUACCUGCCCAUCGCCCCCGAGGUGGAGGACCCCGAGGAGAGCCCCUACGGGCCCCCGCCCGAGGCCGUGCCCGGCGCGAUGCCCGACGACGCCCUGGGCCCCGACAAGAAGCGGCCCGGCUCCUCGGACGGGCCCCAGAACCCCAAGAAAAAACCCAAAACCACCAACAUCGAGCUGCAGGGAGUCCCCAAUGAUGAGGUUCACCCGCUGCUGGGCGUGAAGGGCGACGGUAAAUCCAAGAAGAAGCAGGCGGGCAGGCCCAAAGGAUCAAAAGGUAAAGACAAAGAUUCUCCAUUUAAACCCAAACUCUACAAAGGGGACAGAGGGGCUCUGCCCCUGGAAGGAGCGGCCAAGGGGAAGGUGCAGCCGGAGCUGGGCCAGCCCCUGACAGCAGGUGGUGCCAUCUCCGAGCUGCUAUGAAGACUCUCCCUCCUCCCUUCCCUCUCCUGGCUCCCCAAUCUUGGAAAAACGCUGGAAUUCCCAGGCAGGACUGGCACUGACUGAAUUCCAAGGAUUUCAGGGAGUGAUUUGGGGCAGGAAUGACUCUGCAAGAGGGAGCAGCUCCAUCCUCCUGCUGCCUGGCCACGGAUCAGGCUGGCACUGAGCUCCAGCCGGGAAUUUUUGGGGACAAAUCCUUGUCCCAGAGUGACCUGAGCCCCUUCCCUGCCACUCCAGAGCCUCUCCACCUUUUAUCUCCCAAAAUCUCUCGGCAUUCCUGGAUGGAAGAACAGCCCAAAGUGUGAGUUUGGAUUCCUGACUGUCUCCUGCCAAGUUCCCCUUUUCCAGCUGGGAAUUCCCAACUUCCUGAGCCCGACUUUUCCCAGGGCAGAGCUGCUGAUCCCAGCCCAGAUUUUCAGGAAUUUCCAGUGGGAUUUGAGGAGCUGAGGCCCCUCUGGAAUCUGCCUUGGUUUUGUGUUUGUUUUUCCCACCCUGCCAAUGGCUUUUAGAUAAAAAAAGUCAUUUUCCAAUGUUUUUUUUUUUUUUUUUUUAUCCCAGCCUGUGAUUCCCAAAGCUCUGCUGGAAUUCCCUCCUGUCCUUUCCCAUGGUUUUAUUCCUUCUCUUCCUUGGGAAUUUCUCCUCCAGGAAUAUCCAGGCUCCUCCUUGAUAAACAAAAACCAAUUUUAUUUUUGGUCAGAACUGAAGCAGAACUUUUCCAAAGGGUUUCUGUUUUUCCCACUUCUGGGUUAAAAACAGAAUCUGGCAGCUCAUUCCCAACUUUUAUUCCUUCAGGAAUUCCUGUGGGAAUGGGAAUGGCACUUCCCCUGUCCUGGCACCUCUCAUCCCACACCAACAUCCUGAUCAAAGGAAAUUUCAUUCCUAAAUCCUUUUUUUUUUCCCCCCAGACUUUGGAGUUUCGUUCCCCCCAGGUGGAAUUUUUGGGAUUAUCAGGAGCUCUUUAAAUUUCCUGGGUGUCCUGCAGGCACUCAAAGCAGGAAGGGAGUUGGAAAAUGAUGAGGAGAGAGAGAGAGAAAACAUUUGAAAAUCAGAGGUUUUGAAAUGUCUCAAAACUUGAUGUUUUCAAUCCCAGCUUUGGGGACAUUUGGGGACAUUGAUGACCACGAGUGUAAAAUUCCUUUUUUUUUUUAAUUUUUUGGUUCUUUUUUGCUUGUGGGGUGGCUCUGCUGUGCCAAACCCACCCUGGGGGCUGGGCCUGACCCCCCCCCACAUUAAAAAUGGCCAGGCCAAGGUUCUGCAGGUUGGGUUAAAGCCUUGAAUGCCCCCAAACUCAGCUCCCCUCUGUACAGUGUAAAUGCCUUCCUUUCUUCCCAUCCCUGCUUCAUUCCCAUCCUUCUUUCCUGCUCUGCUCCCAUCUUUAUUGUAUUCCCAUCCUUAUUCUAUUUCCUCCUUUAUUCCCAUCUUUAAUCUAUUUCCUGCUUUAUUUCCAUCUUUAUUCUAUUUCCUGCUUUAUUCCCAUCUUUAUUUCCUGCUUUAUUCCCAUCCUUAUUUCCUGGUCUCUUCCCAUCUUCAUUUUAUUUCUUGAUUAUUCCCAUCCUUAUUCUAUUUCCUGCUUUAUUCCCAUCUUUAUUCUCUUUCCUGCUUCAUUCCCAUCCUUAUUUCCUGCUCUGCUCCCAUCUUUAUUUUAUUCCCAUCUUUAUUCUAUUUCCUGCUUUAUUCCCAUCUUUAUUCUAUUUCCUCCUUUAUUCCCAUCCUUAUUUCCUACUCUGUUCCCGUCUUUAUUUUAUUUCUUGAUUAUUCCCAUCCUUAUUUUAUUUCCCAGUUUGUUCCCAUCCUUAUUUUCUGUCCUGGUUAUUCCCAUCUUUAUUUUAUUUCCUGUUUUUAUUUUCUAUCCUGCUUUAUUCCCAUCCUUAUUUUAUUUCCUGCUUAAUCCUCAUUUUUCUUUCCUGGCUAUUCCCAUCUUUAUUUUAUUUUAUUUCAUUUUAUUUUAUUUUAUUUCCUGCCUUAUUCCCAUCUUUAUUUUAUUUCUCACUUUGUUCCCGUCUUUAUUUUAUUUCCUGCUUUGUUCCCAUCUUUAUUUUAUUUCCUGGUUAUUCCCAUCCUUAUUUUAUUUUAUUUCCUGCGUUAUUCCCAUCCUUAUUUUAAUUUCUUUCCUGCUUUGUUCCCAUCCUUAUUUUAAUUUCUUUCCUGCUUAUUCCCAUCUUUAUUUUCUUUCCUGCCUAUUCCCAUCCUCUUUUUCUUUCCUGAUUUAUUCCCCCCCUAUUUUAUUCCCUGGUUUUGUACAAUACUGGAGCAGCUCCUGCAGCGGUGGUGGUUCUGUGUUUGUAAAUAAAGAGGUACCUUCCCUUUCCUAAAACCCAC